This is a messenger RNA of Mobula hypostoma (lesser devil ray), 2999 nucleotides long. RefSeq names its product myeloid cell surface antigen CD33-like. The transcript is spliced from 7 exons. The record is from RefSeq and is a predicted model, not a curated record. NCBI's taxonomy places the organism in Eukaryota, Metazoa, Chordata, Chondrichthyes, Myliobatiformes, Myliobatidae. Bases 247 to 1350 code for a protein of 367 amino acids.
UUUCCAACAACCAGCCUCAGAUUCUGCCCCUCAACCAUAUAUGGAGGGGGAGACACACCCUCGGCUGGGCAAACGGCAUAGGAUUGAAAGGGUUAACCGGUUGAUGGCAAAAGGACAAAGUGACGCUUCCUUAUUCCAUUUCCCUUUCCUGAUUCACUCUCCAUGGCCCAGGACACUGUACAGGGAUAAGAAGCCCGGUGAUCUGUGCACUGGGUGUGGGUCGGUACGAAGAGACACACGGCGGACAUGUCCCAGACCCUGAAAGCGCGGAACUGCCAAGCGAUCUUGGAUUGGAUAAUGAUCAGGGAAUUAUACUUCCUCCUGUCACUCCUCCAAUAUACAUCAGCAGCUGCAGAGAUGAAAGAGUGGAAAGCUGUCACUCCACAGAAUGUGACAACGCAGAGGGGUUUGUGUGCACAGAUCCCGUGCCACUAUCCAUCAUAUGAGGACAUGGAACAUGCAACAUGGACUGGAAUCUGGAUUAAUGAUGGGGAGCCUCCGACCAUAGUCUUCCACUCCAAGCAGCUCGAUAAGACUGUGCCAAGGUUUCGCCAGCGGACCCGGCUGUCUGGAGAUCUCAAAGAUGGUGACUGUUCCCUGAUUAUAGACAACAUCAUGCAGGAAGAUGAAGGUUCUUACACUUUCAAAGUUGAAGUUCCCAGCAAGGAUUCUUACAUCUCUUCUGUAACACGGCUUCAUGUUUCUAAUUUCACAGAUAAACCUUCGAUAUUUGCUGCUGAAAUGGUUCCAGGAAAGCCUAUGAACAUUAAGUGCACCUUCAACACCACGUGUGAAAGAACAACACCCAUCUUAACCUGGAUCACACCCGCAGAUAUACUGACAUCAAACUCGAGCAGCGUAACCCAGAAGGGUAACACAUUGAUAUAUACUUCAUUCCUGAAGCUAACCCCAGAGCUCAAACACCACGGGCAGAAACUCAUCUGUCGAGUCAGCUACCCACUUGAUUCAUCGGAGCAGACCCUCACACUAACUGUACAGAAUGAGAGUGCUACUAUCUGGAAAAAAGUGUUGAUCACAGUAGGGAUCAUUUUCUGCAUUGCACUGGCUGGAUUUUUCAUCUACAGGUACAUCCAAAAGAGAGAAGAAAAGAGGGCACCAGAGAUCAAGGAGUCUACAGUCAUCUAUAGUCCUCCCUUUGGGAUUCAUCAGGACACAGAGCACGCAGCUGCACAGGGCUACACUAAAGUACCAGCAGGAAGGAAUAUCGGACAGGGAGAGCCCACCAGACACGAGGGCCCUCUCUACGCCCAGCUCCAAGAGCUGCCCUGCAGAGAUACAAUGGUCCCCAAGAUUGAGACCACAGAGUACGCCUCAAUCAGAUUCCAGUGAGGCGAGGGGUCACUGAGGGGCACACCAGUAUCCAUCGCAAAGAGGAGCAAUAAGGUCCAGAAAAAAAACGAUUGACUGGCAAUCUGAGUGACAGAUUUGGUUUAGUAGAGAGACGCCUGGCUUCAUUCUUUUCAAGCUGCCACUUGGCCAGAUUGGCAGGCUCAGCUCCCACUCACUGAGCUCAUGAUCUUUUAUGCACCGCUCCCCCAUCAUGUUUCUGGGGCUUGGAGCCUCUGUUCUUCACACCUGAAUAACACUGGUCCACGAGAGGGAGGGGUGUUGCAUGGAGAAGUGGAGUUGCUGAGGGUUCGAAGUGGGCGGGUAGUUGUAAAAGGAUAGGGGGCUGCUGCUGCUUGGCUGUGUCAGAGGGACAGGCCUGGUGAUUUAAAUUACAGGGCAGGACACCCAACAAUAAAUAUCAUUGUUAAAUCCAAUAAAGAUUUCCAAUUUGGAAUUUCUUAACCCAUUCACUUCCCAAGAGGAUGAGAUUAUAGGAAGUAGAAAAAUGAAAGGCCAUUCAGCCCCUGACUCCUGCUUCUCCAUUUAAUAGAUCAGAGAUGAUUCAAUGUUUCUUCUCCAUUUCCCUGUCCUUUCUAUUGAAUUGAGGGUGAGUCUAAAGUUGAAACCUGGAUUAGAUCCGUUGUGAUCAUAUUGAUGGGCUUUAGCAGUCAGGUGACCUAGUCCUGCCCGUGUGUUCUUGUGGUCUGUCCCUACAAUCCUUUGCUUCCCUUCCCUUGAUUAGAAAUCUCUCUCCAACUUCACACACAGAUUCUUUCCCCACAAUUCUCUGUAGCCCAUGGUUUGCUACCUCUGAGAGUAUAUCUUCCACCUCCUUUCUGUGUGGUGGGUUCCUCUGCCUUUAGAAGUCAUUCCAUUUGGUUCCGGAUUCUCCCAUGAGUGGAGACAACUCUUGGCAUUGAAGAAUCUUGUACUUCAAUAAGACUGCCUCUGCUUCUCCAGCCGCCAAUAAGUGGAGUUCCUUUCUUUGAAGGAUACUGCCUCUAAAUCCAGAACCUUCUCUAGUGAAAGGAAAUCUUUUCAUGCUGGCUUUAAAAUGAAGAUUAAGUUUGCUGAGGAUCUAUUGUGUGUAUCACCUCUCCAUAUGGAGAGAAUGAACAAGCAAUCAGACUCAACUCAACCUCACCCACAGCUUCUCUUAGCUAACAGGCUGCUCUACUCACUCCCCGAUGUAGCAAACAGAACCAAGGAGUCACCCCUUCUAGCCCGAGUAUGGAUGUUGCAACAGGGCAAGGGUUUAGAUAAUGUUCAGGCAAGACAGGUCUUUGAAGAACUAUCAUUGAAGAGCAGAGCUUCGUUGCUUCGUUUUGUGCAACAGGGGACUGGAGCCAUUUGGCAUAUGGAGACAAGAUAAGAAUGUAACAGAGGGAUGCAGGAGACAUGCAUCAACUAUUACUUUACUAGCUUUGAAAUAUCAUUGUUUGGUAGCUUGUAGUUUCUAUUGACUGUAUUGCAAAUGGCAAUUGAUCUUGUAAGUAAAGAACCCAAACAUAAGCAAGGUUACCAAUUGGUCAAAAUCUGUAACUGCUAGUCUAUUCUGUAUAAAAAUGGUAUUUGUCUGUUCAAACUUUGGAACGGUGCAGUGCCACACCGUUCUGCUUGUGCACAAGUAAAUAAAGUGUUAUUGAGGA